ACCUAACAACAAGAGGCAAUAUUUGGGUUAUAACAUUUCAUGUGAUGCCUAACGUAUCUUCGGUCAAUGUUGGUCUAUUCCUAGGACGCGGUCUAACUGCCUUACGCAGAAGUAGUAGUGACGUGGUGGCCUGAUAUUCGUGCGGAAGCAAAAGCCAUUUUAAAUUACAUUUGUUUCCACAACAAAACAUGUCUGGAUAAUUAUAUCACCAAAUAAUUUAGAAAAGUUCCAAAACAAACCCUUCUUUGUUGCAUUCCGGCUUGGGUCAUUCCAUUUGUUAUUUAAAAUUUAUAAUGUCUUUCUUUUUUUCUGGCUAACGAAUCAACUCAGUAUGAAUUAAACGUGUCUUGAUGUACUGAUAUCGUUAACUUAAGCUUAAGGUAAAGCUUGAGUAAAUUAUAUCUAAAGAAUGGACGACUGUCAAAAUAUCGAUUUUGGCCUCCGAAAUCGUGGCUUUCAGAAAUCUCGGAAAUCAACUGAAUAAUCGAUCUUUUUUUUGGAUAGUGAACUUUUUUAUAUAACAUUAGCUUUGAGCAUCUAAACUUGAAGUAGGAUGAAAAUCCUUAUUGCCGAUCAGGGUAUUAUCGGACGUGGUGGUUGUUUGUUUGUAGGUAAGUUUAUCUGUAGUCACCACCAGUGACUCAUACAGACUGAAGACUGUUAAAAAUCUUAGUUGGAAUAAAGUGGAAGAUACAAAAGAUGCUUCAUUUUCAAUAGCUUUCCUGCUGCUUCAAUGUUCCAGGUGAAAGACACUCAUAAACGAGACGCUUAUGAGAGUGUGAGCUCGAACUCACGACCCAAAGUUUUGUAGUCAGACAGUGUUUCCACUGGACCACUGUGUUCGCUUUGGACAUGAGGUAAUAUUCGACUAGCCAAUGGACAUCUCCUUGGGAAGUGAUGAUUUUUGAAAUAUAAAAUACAAUGAAAAUCCGAAUGGUUAAAAAAGGUGUCAAUGGGAUGCAAGUUGACUGGAUAAAAGGGUAAUAUUAACGAUGCUAAAAGUUAUGUCAAAAUCAAGCAAUACAAUGUUUCCUGUGAAAUUUAUAUUAUUUUACAAGUGUACGUCUCGCUGAAAGCAUGACUUUUUGAUUGUCUCCUUAAGAGUAGAAGACAGUGGGCAGUUUGCCUCUAAAUGCCAUUUUGAAGAAAAAAAAUGUUAGAAACUGAAUUGGGUAAGCCUAUAUAAAAUUGCAUUUUGGUAUCCGAAAUGCUGUCUGACUGAGAAAAUUACACUUUUAUGGUCAUCUUUCGAUUUCGGGGGAUGUUCUUAUGGAAGCCUGAGGACGACACGGUAUGGUACGGAAGAGGGAACGAAAAACAAGUACUCUUCGCAAUCGGAGGCUGGCGCGAGAAUUUCUUGCGAAUUUGAAAGUUAGAUAUCACACCUGAAACAACAAGCAUGAAAGAUGAGCAGUAGAGGCCACAGCACAAGGAGCCGAUCUAGAGAGGAUGGUUCAGGUUGGGAUGUCUGGGGAGGAUACAUGAAUGCAAAGAAACAGAAACUUCAACAACAGUUUGUGGAGGAAGCCCCAGGUCAGCUGAAGAAAGAAGGCAGUGGAUCUAAAAUAUUCUCUGGCAUCAGUAUACAUGUCAACGGUUACACAAAACCCUCCUCGGAUGAACUGAAGAGACUGAUGAUGUUACAUGGUGGUAGUUACGAACACUACUUGUAUCGUACACGUGUCACUCAUGUUAUAGCAACAAACCUACCCAAUAGUAAAGUGAAGGAAUUAAAGGGAUUAAAAGUUGUCAGACCUGAAUGGAUAACAGAGAGUAUUGCAGCUGGAAAACUGCUAUCCUACACAAAAUAUCUACUAUAUACAGCACAAUCUGGAUUACAGAAGGGUUUACAGACAUACACUAUACCUAGACAGAACAGUAACCAGUCUGAAGGAAGUUUUCAGUCUAUAGAUAGCAUCAGAAGUGACACUUCAAUAUCCAGUGCCAUUGGUCAUCAGUCUAUAAAUAAAACAGACAGCACUUUCAGUGAUAUGAAAGGUUCAGAUGUAAUCGGUGAUAUUCAAGACAGUAAUGAUUUGAAAGAAAAUAAAAGUGUAAGGAAACCAGUGAUAUCUCCAGGGAAAACUGCUGAUGCCAGGGAUCCAAAGUUCCUGAGUGAAUUUUAUAACAACUCAAGGCUGCACUAUCUAUCUACAUGGAAAGCAGAAUGGAAAAAUUAUGUAAAUGAGCUGCAAUCAAAGGGAGAUCAUUUCCCAGGCAGAGAACAACUCCGUAAAGUUGUUCUGGAAAGGGCAGUAACUCCUGAUGAAGAUGGUAUUUCUGGUGGAAGGAGAGGAAAGCCCAGUAGAUGUGUGAUGCAUAUAGAUAUGGACUGUUUCUUUGUUUCUGUUGGGCUUAGAAAAAGACCAGACUUGAGAGGUAAACCAGUAGCAGUAACACAUUCCAAAGGUAAAGGUUCUGUCCCUGACCCUGAAUCUGACUUGAACUUUGAGAGGCAACAAUGGGAACUUAAAAAGUUACAGUCUGGGAGAAAGGGAAGGAAAGGAGGUGGACAACAAAACAUAUCAGUGAUUGAUGCGGAUUUGAGUUUUCCUGAUCAGUCUGACUCGGAUGAUGAUGUCACAGAUGAUGUCAGUGUGGUUACUAUGGCAACAACAGAAUCAUUCCACUCGAUGGCAGAAAUAGCUUCCUGUAGCUAUGAAGCUAGACAGGCUGGUGUUAGAAAUGGUAUGUUUAUGGGUAGAGCUAAGAGUAUAUGUCCAGACAUUGUUACAAUACCAUACGACUUUGAAGGAUAUAAGGAAGUGUCUAAAACAUUGUAUGACACUGUAGCUAGUUACACACAUGAUAUUGAGGCAGUGAGUUGUGACGAGAUGUUGGUAGACUGUACAGAUGUUCUUGCUGACACUGGGGCCACACCGCUGGAGUUUGCUACACUUUUACGCAGUGAACUCUUUGACAAGACAGGUUGUCCUGCGUCUGCAGGAUUGGCGUCAAGUAUUCUGCUGGCUAGGAUGGCUACUAGGAAGGCCAAACCAAACGGUCAGUUUCUUCUUACAGAAGAUCUUGUCAUGGACUACAUGAAGUCACAACCUAUUAAAGAUCUACCUGGUGUAGGUUGGUCUACCACUAAGAGAUUCGAGGCAAUGAAAGUGGUAACUUGUGGUGAUUUACAGAGAGUCAGUCUAGAUACUCUUCAAAAGGAGUUUGGUCCAAAAACAGGACAGUCAUUGUACAGAUACUGUAGAGGUCAGGAUGAUCGACCAAUCAAAAUGGAGCAACAGAGGAAGUCUGUGUCAGCAGAAGUGAAUUAUGGGAUUAGAUUUACUUCUGAGGCAGAGGCAGUAAAGUUUAUGGAAGAGUUGUCAGAAGAAGUCUGUAAUAGAUUGAAGAACAUCAAAAUGAAGGGGAAAACAGUAACAUUGAAAUUGAUGGUGAGGAGAGAAGAUGCUCCAAAACAAACCUCAAAAUUUAUGGGUCAUGGUAUAUGCAACAACUUUUCCAAAUCUGUCACUCUACCAAUGGCUACAGAUGAUUCUAGAAUAGUUGCCAAGGAAACCAUUGGUCUAUUGAGAUCUCACAAAGUAGAUGCUGGAGAUCUUAGAGGGAUUGGAAUACAAGUACAAAAACUUGAGUCUGCUGAUAUUGGUUGCCAUGGUACCAACAAGAAAUUGCCCAGUAUUCUCAAUUAUACUGUCAACACAGUAGCUAGAAGUUCUGACCAAACACUGACCAGUGAUAGAGCAUUUACUGGUGGACCAACAAGACUGGCAGAUAGUAAGUCACCGGGAACUGUUGCUAUUGAAUACAAGGAAGACAAACAAUGUAGAAAAGAUAACACCAUACACAAUGAAACUUGUACAGGUACAGAAACAUUAACUGGUAAAUUUAAUGGAAUGAGAAAUGGCGAAACAGGAAACAGUUGUGAAAACAAUGGGGAAACAAUACAUGGAAGUAUGGACACUUCAGCAGGUGGAACUGAUUUAGAAAAACAGUCAGAAGGCCUUUGUGGAUUAACUGUUGAUAAAGAUGAUCAGACAAGGUUGGUUGUACCAAGGGACUUACUGGAGGAUAUAGGCAGGAGACAAGCACAGGAUCUAUCUUUACCUCCAUUACCUUGUUUGCCUGACAUCAAAACACCAGAAAGUGGGAAGAAAUCAGCACCAUAUCUGACAGGGGAGAUAACAGAUCCGUCUGAUCUUGAUUAUUUUCCCUCACCAUCACAGGUUGACCCAGAAGUUUUACGUGAACUUCCAAUAGAAAUAAGAGACCAGAUAGAGAAGGAAUUGAAACAAAGAAGAAAGAAACCUUCCAGCAAAAGUAAUGCAACAUCAGAGUUAUCUGCUGCUGGCUGUUCCCAUUGGCAACGUGAGAGCAGAAACAACAUGGAACAGGUUCAGAAUGAGGCUGACAAACAUUCCCAGGAUGCAAUAGUUCCUUUACCAUCUCCUUCCCAGAUAGAUCCAAGCUGUCUGGAAGCAUUACCAGAGUCUCUGCAAGCAGAACUUAGACAAGCCUAUGCUAGACAAGAUUCUGAACUGAAAACAAAGGCAGGUAAUACACUUCAGCUGAAACAGGCAAAAUCUCCCAGCAAGUCACCAAACAAAAGGUCACCAGGGAAGGGUAGCCCUAACUUUAAGGUGCCAAGAGGAAGGCCAAGUGGAAGGGGACGUAAAAAGGGUAGCUCAAAAAAGACUCUAUUUAGGGACCAGACAAGCACACUGCAACAGCAAUCAACUGAUCAUCAAAAUGUGCCUGAUAAUUUAAGCUGCAGCAAACAAGCUACAGAAAUGGGAACGUGUGCCAUUGAUGAUGUUAGAGCUUCAUCAGAUGUACAAUAUAGCAGUGUUAUAACUAUUGAUAGAGUACCUGUAGACAAGAUAGAUUGUCCAGAUAGUGGACCUCAGGAUAGUGUUGCUUCUAAAACAGUAAAAAACUGUGUCAAUCUGUGUGGUGCUAUAACCUUACAGGAUGUUAGACGAUUGUUGAGGGAAUGGAUUACUUCGACACCAGUGCCACAACAAGAAGAUGAGGAUGUAUUACAGCGAUACAUGGUAGAUCUAGUAACAGACAGAAAUCUAGAGCAGGUAGAUCUGCUCUUUAAGUUUAUGCUCAGGAACAUUAAUGAAUCGAAGGGAACAGAUUGGUUACAUUCAUUGAAGAGGAUAUUUACACAUACACAGGCAGCAGUUUAUGAGCUAUAUGGAAGUAGACUUGUGUCUAUAACUUUGUGAUAUUCCCUGAGCCCUGAAUACUGUGAUGUAGUGAAUAGUAAGUGAUUUGGUGAACAUUAAUAAAUAUAGUGAACAUGUUAACAUUUAUUGAUACCUU
Molecule: messenger RNA, 5292 nt
Organism: Mercenaria mercenaria
Lineage: Eukaryota; Metazoa; Mollusca; Bivalvia; Venerida; Veneridae
Product: DNA repair protein REV1-like
Exons: 22
Coding region: 1407-5195 (1262 amino acids)
Biological process (GO): error-free translesion synthesis; error-prone translesion synthesis
Cellular component (GO): nucleus
Molecular function (GO): deoxycytidyl transferase activity; DNA-directed DNA polymerase activity; damaged DNA binding
Source: RefSeq, a predicted model, not a curated record